Juglans microcarpa x Juglans regia is the source of this 1278-nucleotide messenger RNA. Its product is annotated as Holliday junction resolvase MOC1, chloroplastic-like. The transcript has 6 exons. Gene Ontology annotation, molecular function: crossover junction DNA endonuclease activity. Bases 92 to 988 code for a protein of 298 amino acids. Lineage: Eukaryota; Viridiplantae; Streptophyta; Magnoliopsida; Fagales; Juglandaceae. The record is from RefSeq and is a predicted model, not a curated record.
AUAAAUAUAAGAUUUCGGACAAAUUACAUCCCCCGCCUAGUGUCUGCCAUUUCGUUUGAACUGUUUCUGUGUCGAGUGUGCUUUUGAUGGCAUGGAAGCCCUCCAAAUGAGACAAUGGCAGCAACUGAACCAACCCUAUUACAUGAACUCACCCUCCUCCAAACUCAAACAAAGCUUCUCCUCUUUCAAGCUCAGAGCCUUUUUCUGUACAUCUUCGCUAUCUCCAUUAAACUCAGACCAAGCCCAAAACCUUCUAACCCAACCUCCAAUUCUUACCCCAAGAAAAUCAAGGAACACUCUUUCAAGUAACGGUGUUGCGGGUAGGGCCGUUAAGUUCUCCGAUGCCCAACUUAAGGAGAACUGGUUGGAUUCCCUCACCUGCCCUUUCCCCAAUAUUUCCAACCCUUUCAAUGGCAGUUGGACCCAUGUGGCUUCAGAUUGGGUUCUUGGUAUCGACCCGGACAUUCAUGGUGCAUUGGCGCUCUUGAAAAGCGUCGAGUCCGGUUCUUCUGCCCAGGUAUUUGAUUCUCCGCACUUGCAAGUACUGGUUGGGAAAAGAGUUCGACGACGUUUAGAUGCCAAGUCUAUUGUUCAGUUGCUUCGCAGUCUUGAUGCUCCUAGUGGAACUACGGCAUAUAUAGAACAAUCAAUCCCUUUUCCACAGGAUGGAAAACAGGGGUGGUGGAGUGGAGGAUUUGGGUAUGGGCUCUGGAUUGGGAUCUUAGUUGCCUCAGGAUUUUCUGUUGUUCCAGUGCCUUCUAUGCUAUGGAAAAAACAAUUUGCACUGUCCGGAGGGAGGUCUACAAAGGAUGAUAGCCGGAGACUUGCAUCCACAUUAUUUCCAUCAUUAAGUCCUCUACUGAAAAGAAAAAAGGAUCAUGGAAGGGCUGAGGCUCUACUCAUUGCUGCCUAUGGCCAAGGCCUGAAGAAACUAAACUCGUCAUGCAUUUCAAAAGAAUUGGAGCCUAACAAUGGCAAGUUGCCCUAGCAUCUCUCGUUAACUACAUCUAGAUGUUGAUGUGCCAGAUGUGCUGUGACUGCUUAUAGAAUGAGAAGUGGACUCACUAACAGAGCAGCACAAAAGACUCUUCUGUUAGAGCUUUGGUGUUUCUCGCACAUUCAUGAUACCUGGUAGAGGACAUAUUAACCAUUUUGUUCACUCACUCUGCACUAUUUUCAUGGGAUUGAAGUUCCAGCAUGUACAUCCCAUUGUAAGGUUGCAUAUUCGAGUCAUCGAAAGAAUAUUAUCUAUUCCAACGACUAAAGUCUCUCCUUUUG